Saccostrea cuccullata (small rock oyster) is the source of this 489-nucleotide messenger RNA. Its product is annotated as microfibril-associated glycoprotein 4-like. Bases 1 to 489 code for a protein of 162 amino acids. The record is from RefSeq and is a predicted model, not a curated record. The transcript is spliced from 4 exons. Lineage: Eukaryota; Metazoa; Mollusca; Bivalvia; Ostreida; Ostreidae.
AUGCCUAAAGAUUGUAAUGAUCUUUGUGAAGAUGGCCAAACCAGUACAGGGGUGUAUGAUAUAUACCCCUACGGUACCUUAACCAUUCCUGUCAAUGUUUUCUGUGACAUGUCGACAAUGGGCGGGGGAUGGACGGUGAUUCAGAAACGCGUAGACGGAUCUGUGAGCUUUGACAGGAACUUGGAGGAAUAUAAGAAUGGUUUUGGUUCACCGGAACGGAAUGUCUGGAAUGGUACAACGCUUUAUGAAAUGUACGACGGAUUCUCUGUUUCCGAUGAAACAGGAAAAUAUCAACUCUUUCUUGCAGGACCUGCUACGGGGACCUUAGGAGACGCUAUGUUAGACACCGGGGUUUCUUCAGCUGAUCUGUCAGGGAUGUACUUCUCCACCCAGACAGAGAUAACGACGAGUGUAGCUGUAACUGUGCUGCUUACAGUCGCCGUAGAGGAGGUUGGUGGUUUAACGCCUGUCACCACACCUUCCUUAUAA